AUGAAAUCGAUGAAACCGUUUGACAACAUCCUUGAUCCGUUUCAAAGACAACAACUUUUGGACGCAUUGCCGCAGCCGUCAGCUUCAUUUCUUCAACGUCUCUACAGCACCUACAAUGCGAUUAAACAACCGUUUCUCGGUAAUGUUUUGAAUGUUAUCAAAGGGAACAACAACGCAUUUGAUCGUAAUUUGACUAAAAUCGCGAUGAAUUCCAUCCGAAAUUUAGCUGAGGAUGUCAAAGCAACAGUUGAUAGCAAAAGCAGUGAUGAUGAAAUCACGAAUAAUACGAUUUCAUCGGAAUGGAGUGGUGAAAGCCAACAAGAUGAUACUUCACGGGACAGAGACAACAAUACUACAUUAAGAGCUAAAAUUUCACAGCCUGAUUAUUACGAUUAUAUCGAUGAACAAGGAUCAUCAGCCAUAUCGCAAUCGAAUGAUGACACUACGGUCAUUAAGUAUGCAACUGCGAAUAAUCCCAAUAACGCAUCAGCAAAUGCGAAUUCAUCUCAGUCGACAAAUGAAACAUUACAAGCUGAUGAUAUGAUCUCGUCACAAACUGAUGACCACCACCAUUCAUCUCCCUACCAAGCUCCAAGGGUAAAUUCAUUAGUCUAA
Messenger RNA from Anisakis simplex (herring worm), 615 nucleotides. The record is from the annotation of a GenBank genome assembly. Lineage: Eukaryota; Metazoa; Nematoda; Chromadorea; Rhabditida; Anisakidae.